This is a messenger RNA of Penicillium macrosclerotiorum, 1248 nucleotides long. RefSeq names its product BAG family molecular chaperone regulator. The coding region runs from base 1 to 1248 and encodes 415 amino acids. NCBI's taxonomy places the organism in Eukaryota, Fungi, Ascomycota, Eurotiomycetes, Eurotiales, Aspergillaceae. The record is from RefSeq and is a predicted model, not a curated record. The transcript has a single exon. Gene Ontology annotation, molecular function: protein-folding chaperone binding.
AUGACUCUCCUGCCUUCGCCCCUCGCUCAGUCCACCUUGGGCGAGAAGUGCGCUCUCUACUUGGACCACGUUAGCGACAACAUCCCCGUGUUCUGGGACUCUCUUCGACCUCGGUUGGACCCGUAUCUGACCUAUUCCACCUCGACUCUCCGCUCGGUUGCGCAGGCGCUGCCAUUCGACGUCGACGACCAGAUUUCGGUCGUCUACGCUGCUCUUCUUCUCGGAAUCCUUACGGUCGCCGUCAUGAGCUGGGGAAACCCGUUCAACAGCGGCUUCUGGCGCCGUUCACCGAGCUACACGCCGACUGCCCCGCAGGUCCGCGACGGCGAUUUCAGCUACAUCGCCCCGGAAUAUAACGUCGAUCAGCCAUCCGACACGGCUUACUACGCAUCUCAGUAUGACGGUAACCUUCAAGAUAACGAACCGGAUGUCAUCUGUCUCAAGAACCGAGGCACCAUCUACCCUCUCCGCUUCCGAGCAUACGCCAUCGACGACGGGGUGCUGACCGUUGGUGCACUACGACAGGAGGCCGCGAAAGAGAUAGGUGUGAGCAACCCGGUCCAGAUUCGGUUGCUCUACAAGGGUAACCUACUGAAGGAUAAUGCGCGGCCGUGCAAGGCGGUCGGUAUCAAGCAGCAUUCCCAGGUGCAUUGUGUCGUCACCGAAGCUGGGGACAGCACCCCCAGUGACCUCUCCGAUCAUGACAGUGCUCCGCCUCGGGAGCCUUCUCUUCACCGACCCGCUUCUUCUUCGUCUCGUCUCGGCGGAGAAGAUGACGCGCCGGGGCCGUCCAGCUCCGGUGGCAAGAAGAAGAGCAACAAGAAGAAAAAGAAGAAGGCAAGCAAACGGGCACCCAGUCAAGAGAGACCCGCUCCCAGAGAGGAACUACUUGGCACACCCUCUUUGGCACCUCCACGGCCCAUGUCGUCGGGUCCCUCCGGUGCGCCCUCCCCGGCGCCCAGCCUCAAGGCCUUCAAGACCCCCCUUGAACAGGUAAAUGCCUUGACUGAAUACCUCCAGAUGGAACUGAUCCCACUGUGUGACGCAUUUUUGGCCGAUCCACCUUCGGAUCCCAAGAAACGGGAGUUCGAGUAUCGCAAGCUGAGUGAAAUCAUCUUGGCGCAAGUGAUGCUGAAGGCAGAUGGCAUCGAAGUGGAUGGACUCGAGAUUCCGCGCAAUGCUCGUAAGGCGCUGAUCAAGGAAGCGCAAGCGACAUUGAACCGUCUGGAUGAGAUCGGCAAGCAGUAA